Messenger RNA from Melanaphis sacchari, 468 nucleotides. RefSeq lists its product as uncharacterized. Lineage: Eukaryota; Metazoa; Arthropoda; Insecta; Hemiptera; Aphididae. The record is from RefSeq and is a predicted model, not a curated record. The transcript has a single exon. The coding region runs from base 1 to 468 and encodes 155 amino acids.
AUGUUUUCGAGUCUAUUUUGGGUCGUAUUGACAACGUUGGUCAUGUUCAGUCUGGCGGCGAAAAUAGUCGAGAACAAGAAAAAAGAUUUUAAUUACGUUAUAAAUUUCGAUAAUGAUACAACGGACAAUGACAAUUCAUUGAGAGCGAUGCCAUUUCGUCCCGAAAGUAAGGCAAACGCGACGAGAUUUGACCAAACGAUUAAAGUAAAAAUUCAUCAAAAACGUCACCAAGAAGACGUCAACAUUACGACCUACAUCGACGAGGUCGUUUCAAAGCUGUUUAAACGAAUAACUGAUUUCAUCGGUUCAUUUUUGAGUACUAAUUGCGAAACGAUGAGCGAGUUUCGUGCCGACGACGAAGUUUGCUUGUGCAAAAAUACAUCGGUUUUAUAUUACCUCACACGAAACGUUUGUUUUUUAAUAAAAGUAAACGUUACCAGCAUUGAAGGGAAAAACCAUAGAACAUAG